Molecule: messenger RNA, 2175 nt
Organism: Plasmodium reichenowi
Lineage: Eukaryota; Apicomplexa; Aconoidasida; Haemosporida; Plasmodiidae
Exons: 1
Coding region: 1-2175 (724 amino acids)
Source: RefSeq, a predicted model, not a curated record
AUGUUGUGUUAUACAACUAACACAAAAAGGUAUGCCAUAUUAAUUUACAAAUACCUAUGUAAGAAUGGUAUUAUGUACAGAAAGUAUAAUUUCUUCUCUUUCGAAAAAGAAAGUCAAGAGAUAGAGAUAGAGAUAGAGAAAGUGAAACAUAAAGCAGAAAAAAAUAGAACAUUAAAUUAUCAUCAUAAUAAUCUUCGUAAGAAUCAUCCGAAUAAGGAUCACCCCGUUGAUAAAAUAUUCAAAACGAAUGAGGAACAAAAAAAGGAGGAAAAUAAUCUGACGAACGAGUUCUAUAACAAAAUUAUGGAUGAAUAUAAACUGAAUAACGAUGAAAAAUUAGAUAAGAUAAAAAAUAUAAAAAAAAUGAAAAGGAAAGAAUCUCCUGAAAAUGUUGACAAGAACAUUAAGGGUGAUAAAAAUAUAAAGAAUGAAAAGGUCAUAAUACAUUCAAAGCAUUUAACAAAUAAUAUUAUUAUGGAUGAAAGUAAUAUAUGCACAAAUAAUGUCAAUACAGAAAGUAUUAAUAUAAAUGUAUCCUUGUCAACACAUGAUAUAAAAAAAAAUAAGAAAAUAAUAAAAAAAAAUUGUAAUUCUAAUAUUAUUAAUUGCACAGAAGAAAAACAUAUAAACAAUAUGCUAAUAAAACAAACAAAUAAAAAUAAAAAUGAUAAUUUAUUAACUUUAAAUGAAAAAAAAAAAAACGAUCAUUUUUAUAAAAUAUUUUUUUCUUCAAAAAAAGUUAAAAUAAUAAAAUCACAAAAUCAUCCAAUAUUUAUUCAUUUAUAUAAAUUAGCUAGUGACAGAAAUUAUAGACAAAAACAAGAAAAAGUUAUAUUAACAAAUAAGAAAAUUAUAUUAGAAAGAGAAAAAAAUCAUAUUUCCAGAAUUUAUACAAAUAGUAUUAACAACUUGAAGGAUUUUCGUUCCUAUGAUAAUUUUAUAUUGUUAUCCAACAAAUUGUUAAAAAAAUUAUCUUUUCUUUAUUCCUUCAACAAUGGAGUAAUAGCUGAAAUCACACACAAAUUUUACUUUGAUAAUGUAGGACUUCCUUUUUUAGCUUUCUGUUUCUAUAACAUCAAUUAUGAACCUACAAAAAAGAAACAAAUGUGUCUUAAUCAUAUUAAUAAUAAUAUUCCUACAGUUAAAACAAACAUAAAUAUGGAUAUUACAAACAAUACAAAUAUAUCUAAUAUUAAUGAUUCUUUUUGUUAUAAUUUGAUAUCAGAAAAGAACCUGAACAGGUCAGGUGAAAAAAAUUUCAACGUAAUGGAAGAAAUGGCUAGUUGUAAAAAAAUAAAAGAACAAGUCGAAGAGGGUCAAAAUGGAAGUCAAAAUGGAAGUCAAAAUGGACGUCAAAAUGGAAGUCAAGAUCAAAGUCAAAGUCAAAGUCAAGAUCAAAGUCAAAGUCAAAGUCAAGAUCAAAGUCAAAGUCAAAGUCAAGAUCAAAGUCAAAGUCAAAGUCAAGAUCAAAGUCAAAGUAAGGAACCAAAUGAAGAUAAAAUAUAUACAAAUGAUAAAUUAAAAAAUUCCCAUACGUGUCAUAACAAUAACAAUAUUGAAUAUUUAUGUAAUGGAGAUAUAGGUACUUUAAUUCGAAGUUGUUUUCUGUUAAAAUGGCAGUGUAUAUUUAAUAUUGAUAACUUAAAUAGGAAAAGGAAAAAUAAAAUAAAAUCGAGCUAUAAAAAUAUGGAUAUAAAUAAUAUAUAUGACAUUGACUUUUUCCAUCCUCUUACAAUACGUGCUUCAUCUGGUUAUUUAUUAGAUAUUCCUUUUAAAAAUACAGAUAUAAAUGAAAUAUAUAAAUAUUGUAAAGAAAAUAAAAUACUCAUGUUAAAAUAUAAGGAGGAUAGUGAUUUAUAUAUAAAUUAUAAAAACCUUUAUACAGAAGAUGACAAUAAAUUUUUACAUUUAUUAAGUAAAGCAAAAGGAGUUUUUCUUAUAAUGGAUAAUUGUAAUAAUAUAGAGAGAACAUAUAAUUUAAUUUAUAACAACUAUAUUAAUAUUAGUAAUAAUAUAAAUAGUGAAAAUAUUUUUGAUAACAUUUAUUAUGUUAAUUUAAAAAACGACGAGACGAAACCCUUGGAUCUUAUUUCUACAUAUAGCAUUUUUAUGUAUAUUCUGAGGUCUCAUUUUUUUAAGCACAUUCCUCAGUCAUCUUAUGUUUAUGUUGAAUAA